Naegleria lovaniensis is the source of this 6201-nucleotide messenger RNA. RefSeq lists its product as uncharacterized. The transcript is spliced from 4 exons. Gene Ontology annotation, molecular function: chromatin binding; ATP hydrolysis activity; histone binding. The coding region runs from base 1 to 6201 and encodes 2066 amino acids. The record is from RefSeq and is a predicted model, not a curated record. NCBI's taxonomy places the organism in Eukaryota, Heterolobosea, Eutetramitea, Acrasida, Naegleriidae. Gene Ontology annotation, biological process: chromatin remodeling. Gene Ontology annotation, cellular component: chromatin; nucleus.
AUGUCUGAUAGCGAGGAUAGCACAUCUACAGGUGGCGGAGAACAAGUGAUUGAAGACGUUUCUGACGAAAGCCAUGAUCCAACAUCAAACAACGACGAUAACAUCAUGCAAGAUGAUGAGGAAUCAGAACCCGAAAUCUCAUCAAAACCAACACGUAAUACAACAACACGUACAACACGAGGGUCAUCACGAGCGAAUUACAAAGAAUCAAGUUCAGACGAAGAAGAGAAUGAAAACCAAGACACUAUCGAAGACGAUGAAGAAAUCAUUUCGACAACCACGACACCCGUUCGUUCUCGAAGGUCAAGAGCUGAACCAAAGAAUUACAACGUUGAUGAUGCUUUCAAACAAUUAGAAUCCGUGGUGGAUGACGAGGAGCCAGAAGAAUCAGAUAUACCGAAGAGGGCACGAAGAUUUAGACGAAAUCCUUCAUCAUCAUCAGCCUCCUCAUCUACUACUGGCACAACCACAGGACGAGUCGUACGGAGAGGAGCCAACAACAAAUCUGCAGGUAUUGGCGCUGGAGAUUAUGAGAUCCCUAAGCGAGGUCUCAGAGAACGAUCCAAAAAGGUCAACUAUGCAGAGAACGAUGAAGAAGAAGCUAUGGAGGAUGAAGAACAAACCAUCCAAGAUACCGCCACUCAAGAAGAAGGCUCCGAAAGUCAAAUGGUCGUUGACGACGAGGAGGAAAUUGUUCCAGUCAAAAGCAAAAGAACCGUUUCACGUACAGUUAAACGUGGUGGUGGAGGAGGAAACACGACCAAGACCCGAGCACGCACAGCGAGAGCCAAAAAGCCAGCACAACGAAAGAGAGUAGUCGACUCUGAUGACGACGACGAAGAGGAUGUUGAUGACAAUCUCACCAGCAGUGAAAGUUCCGAUGAUGAUACCUCGGAAGACAACGAAGAAGAUCAUGCAGAGAAUGAGAUUGAUGAAGGUCCAACUAUUGUAUUGGAUGAAGACAAGGAUGAUGUCAUUGAGGCCAUCCUCGCAUGUCGAGAACGCAAGCAAGAGGAAGAAGGUUUGGAUGAUGACGAUGAGAAUGCAUCUGACGAACAGAAUGGAGCAUCUUCUUCCGACGGAAAGAAAUCAACAUCUAAAGGAGAAGUUGUGAUUGAAUACUUGUGUAAAUAUAAGAAAAAGUCCUACUUACAUUGUGAGUGGAUUCCUAGGUCGGAAUUGGAUGAGGACAUUCAAACCAGGAACAAACUCAACCGAUUCCACAAACAAUACGAUGUUAAAUACUUUGAGGGAUUGGAAGAAUAUUUCAAUCCGGAAUUUGUAGAAGUUGAACGCAUCAUUGAUCGAGGUAUUUGGGAUGGCUCCGAGGUGUAUCUUGUGAAAUGGAAGGGUCUCUCAUAUGCCGAAGCAACAUGGGAAUUUGAAGAAAAGAUUGAGGAUAAGGAUAAGAUUGAGCAAUAUAAGAAAUUUAACAAGAUACCACCAGCCAAUGAACGAAGAAUUCCAUCUAGGCCAGCUCCAAACAAAUUCAAAAAGAUGGAAGAGUCACCCUCAUUUAAGGAUGGCAAUCAACUCAGAGAGUAUCAAUUGGAGGGUUUGAAUUGGCUAGUUUUUUGUUGGUAUCAACGAAGAAGUUCAAUUCUUGCAGACGAAAUGGGUCUCGGUAAAACAGUACAAACAGUUGCCACUCUCGAAUACUUGCGUGCCUUUGAAAACAUCCGAGGUCCUUUCUUGAUUGUAGCUCCAUUAUCUACCGUUGAACAUUGGAGAAGAGAGUUCGAAAAUUGGACUGACAUGAAUGUCAUUGUCUUCCAUGGCAAUGUUGAUGCAAGAAAUAUGAUCAAGAAUCAUGAAUUCUUUUAUAAGGAUCCAAAGACUGGAAAGCAUGUCCAUCAAAAGCUUUACAAAUUCAAUACACUCAUUACCACAUAUGAAAUUGUCAUGGCUGAAUCAUCCUUCCUUUCAAAGAUACCAUGGCAAUACCUUGUAGUGGAUGAGGGUCAUCGUCUCAAGAAUCACACCUCUAAACUCACUCAAGUGUUAAAAACGUUCUCAGCAGGUCACAAAUUACUGCUCACAGGUACACCCAUUCAAAAUAACUUGACUGAAUUGUUCUCUCUACUCCAAUUUCUUGACCCUGAUACAUUUUAUGAUUUGGACGAGUUUUCCGAAAUGUACGGAGACUUGCAAGGUGAAGGUGGCUCAGAACGAGUGGAAGAGCUACACAAGUUAAUCUCACCCUACAUUUUGAGAAGAUUGAAGGAGGACGUUGAAAAGAGUAUUCCUCCCAAGGAAGAAAUUGUAGUCGAAGUUGUUCCUACUUCCAUUCAAAAAGCAUACGAGCAAGCAAUUUUCAAACGAAACAGAGAGUUCCUAAUGAGAGGAGUCAGUAAGGCUCAAAACAUUCCAAAGCUUACCAAUGUUUUGAUGGAAUUGAGAAAGGUUUGCAACCAUCCAUUUUUGGUGAGUGGAGCAGAAGAGAAUAUCACUAGAGGAAUGUCCGAUACAGAAAUUAACGAAGCUCUCAUCAAAUCAUGCAGUAAAAUGAUUCUAGUGGACAAACUGCUGAAGAAACUCAGAGAAGGAGGACACAAGGUUCUCAUUUUCAGUCAAAUGGUACUCGUGCUGAACAUUUUAGAAGAUUACUUGAGAUACAGAGGCUACACCUACGUUCGAUUGGAUGGUACCAUCAAGGGAUCUAUUCGUCAACAAGCUAUCGAUCGAUUCAAUGACCCCAAUAUUGAUACAUUUGUAUUCUUGGUCUCUACCAAAGCUGGUGGUGUAGGUAUUAACUUGACCUCUGCAGAUACAGUCAUUAUUUAUGACAGCGAUUGGAAUCCUCAAAAUGACCUUCAGGCCCAGGCCAGAUGUCACCGUAUUGGACAAACAAAAGAAGUCAAAGUAUACCGAUUACUCACCAAAAACACAAAAGAGAAGGAAAUCUUUGAGCGUGCCUCCAUGAAGUUGGGUCUCGAUCGUGCCGUUCUCUCCUCGAACAAUGAGUUUGUGCAAUCGUCUUCAAAGGGUAGCACACAAAACAAACCUGCCCUUGAAAAGGAAGAAUUGGAACUUUUACUCAGACAUGGAGCUUACUCUGCUUUCAAAAUUGAUGAUACAGAAGAACAGAAAAUGUUGAUGGAUGAAGAUAUUGAUACAAUUAUGGCUCGAACAGCAACAGUCGUGAGAUAUGACCAAGCCUCUCAAGGAGGUAGUGAAAAUGCUGGUGCUCUUUCUAGUUUCUCAAAAGCAACAUUCUGCUUCUCUGAAGAUAUGCAAUGGGAGAACUUGUUGCCACGUGAGAAAACUGCCACAGGUCUAAUGAAGCUACUCAGUGAAGACUCAUCACUCGAGACAGACAAACAAAAGGAAGAUUACAUGAACGAUGUAAAAGCUUUGGUAGAUGCCAAAAUUAACGAAAUUGAAAAAUUCCGCUAUCAUCCUGAUGACGAACUCGCUACUCUUCUCACUCAAAUGAUGUAUGCUAGAUUAUUGGAUGCAGAGCACAAGGAGAAGGCAAAGGAGUGGUUAGCAAUUUUGGAACAGCCACGACUUCGAAACGGUUCAUCUAGAGACGAAGCCACUGAAGUUUCUGAUACUGAAGAUACCAAAGAAUCCACCAAGAAAAAGACAGGCGGUUGGUACAAGGCUGAAAGACAACGAUUCCAAAAGACACUUUUGGAAAUUGGAUGGGGUAAAUGGGCCAGAAUUCGUGAAAGCAAACUCCACAAUCAUUCCAUUGAGGAUAUUCACUCUCUUGGAGAAUGUUUUAUUUCACAAUUGGCAACUCUUAUUGAGGGUGAAAAGGAAGUAGAGUUUUUGAAAAUGCUUAUCGACUCGGCUGCUGUUCCAGAGGAAACAUCAGAGAAUACUGAUCAGUCUCUCAAGAUUGAUUUCAAGUCGAAGCCGAUUCGAGCAGCUGACCAUAUCAAGAUUCAUUUACCUCAUGAUGAGGAUUUAUCAACUGCAAGCCUCGAAAUUAUCAAAGUCGCACAACACGAACAUUCAGAAGAUACAAAGCAAGCAAGAGUUUCCAAGAAAAAGAAGUCCAAAUCUCAAGCCAGCUCUUCCAAGAGUUCCAAGAGCGACAAGAAUAUGUGUGUACGUUUCUAUGAGCUCACUGAAAAGGAUAAGGAAAAGCGAACUUGUGAUUUGGCUGCACCUGGUUGUAGCGGUGAAUACUUUGUGAGAUUGAAUCUUGCAACUGGCUCAAAAACUUCUCCUAGUUUUAAUGUGAAUGGUGUACAUCCAGUACUUGAGGACAAGGAAUGGAUCGAGCAAGCCAAAAGAGGAGGCAAAACUUGGGUUAAAAAACUGAAAUUCAACUUGUGCUUGACCAAGAUUUUGGAAGCCUACAAUGGUAAACUCACCACCGAUAACAUUCCAAAGGUAAAUUUGAAACCUCCAACAGAUUGGUGGGAUAAAGAGUGUGACAGAGAUUUGAUGCUUGGAUUUGAAAUUCAUGGCUACGGACGAUUAGAACAAAUCAAGGAGGAUACUUCACUUUGCUUUAAGCAAAAGCAUGAUGACCAUGUUGCAAAAGCAAAGAGUAGAAAAGAGAAGAAGGAUGCCGAUUCUUGGCCAUCCAUUGCAGCGAUCAACAAGAGAGCCAACAAGCUCAUGGAACUUCUCACGAAGGAGAAGGAUAUUUCAGCUCUUUCCAUCCUCAAAUCGGGUGAUGACACAGAUGAAUUACAUUUCGAGGAUGAAGCUGAAAUUGCUGAACCCAAGUCUAUUGUAGAGUCAUGGAGCAAGAGAGAGAAGGCAGAUAUUCAACGUGUAUUGAUGAAUCACGGUUUAUGUCCCAACGAAAGUACACACGAGCCAAAUUUUGCUAAAAUUAUCUCGCUGGCUAAUCUGCGAAAAACAGAGAGCGCAGUCAAGUCCUAUGUUUCUCAUUUUAUCAAGUCUGCAAAGGCCAUUACGAAUGCUAGCUCUGGCGACGAUGAGGACGAAUCCGAUGCUGAAUCGAAGAAGAAGUCAUCAUCUUCGAACGAAAAGCUCACAGAGAUACCUCCACAAACAGCCAAGAAAGUCUUGACUAGAAUUGAACUCAUGAAUGGAUUGUAUACCCAUGUUUACCCACAUUGGGAUGAAUGUAAAACCAAAUUCAGCUAUCUCAAAUCAUCUGGUUUACCAAAGUGGUGGAAAUCCGGACAACACGAUAAGGAACUCGUCAGAGGAAUUAAGAAGCAUGGCUUUGACUUUAAGAAGAUCUUUGAAGAUAAGAAUUUCAAGUUUGGCUCCAAAGAGCCUCCAAGAGACGGUCUUGUUAUUGGAAGAAUUGAAGAAAUUGUUCAAUUAAGCAGAAAAAUUGGUGUUGUGGGCUCACCAACCAAAUCCAAGGGGUGGAAUUUCACACCAAAGAAGACUCAUGUCACUCUCAAAUCUCCUCCAUUGGCAGAAAAGAAGGCUUCCUCGAGUAGCAGCAGCAGUGGCAGCAAACGAAAGGUCAAACGUCAAACAACACUUGACUUUAAGCCAGCUGAAAAUCCAGAAGAUCCAAUUGAGGAGACCAGCGACCACGACGAAGAAAUGAAGGACGAAGGUACAACUACCUCCUCCGCUUCUACUGCUCAUGUUAAGGAUGCAACAGACCAUUCGUCCACCACCUCUUCUUCAACGAAAGAAGAGUCCUCUUCGAGCAAAGAGACCACCAAAGAGUCCUCCUCCUCUCACAAAACAACACCAACCAAAGAAUCAGCAACGUCAUCCUCUUCAUCGUCACAACAAGAAACUUCGAAUACAGCACUUGCCACAGAAGAAGAAGACGUCCUGAAGAAGAAGAUCCCAAAGAAGCCAGCCAAACAAAAGGAAGAACGAUCUCCUUCACUCAAACGAAAGAAGGACGAUUUUGGCAGCAAUUCUCACAGCAAUGCAUACGGAGACUCUGACGAAGAUUAUCAUACCCCAAGAAAAGGAGAAUAUGAACCCAAUGACAAGAAACGAAAGACCUCAUCACCUGCGCCUUCAGAACACGAUUCUCGAGGCAAGUAUUAUGGAAGUGGUAGCAGCAGUAACCACGGUAGAGACAGUCGAGACUCGAGGGAUUAUGGCAGAGACAGCUAUGGCAGAGAUUCUCGAGAUCAUUACAAUCAUUCACCAAGUCAUCACCACAGAGACCGUGAUGAUAGAAGGGACCGAGAUUCGAGAAGAGACAGCGGUUCAUAUCGUGACAGCAGAGAUUACAGAGAUUCCAGUCACAACAGCCAUAGAGGAAGUAGUAGUCGUGACCACCGAUAA